CUAACAUUUCGCAAGUUGUCGAAGGCACUUCGGCGUAUUCUACACAAAGUUGGAUUGAGAGAGAGAUCAAAUCCUAAAUCUCGGCGUCUAGGGUUUUUCGAUAUCAAUCAUCAGAACCCGGCAUGAGGCCAAUCCUGUUGCCGGAUCCACCCACUCUAUCUACCGGCGUGCCCGAGAUUUUCGAGCAAGGCGGCUCCCAGAACGUCGUCAGACGCGCCGUCGUUAUCGGAAACGGCUUCCCUGGCUCCGAGAAUCAGUGUAUCGGUCUCGCUCGCGCCCUCGGCUUGGCGCAAAAUCACCUCCUCUACCGAGUUACAAGGCCGAAAGGAGGGAUCAAUGAGUGGCUACACUGGCUCCCUGUUGGUUUUCACAAGAAGUUGGACUUUAUCCUCAGGCAUCUCUACCUCUACUCCAGGUUGAUGCUUGGUUCCAAACAAAGUAAAUACAUCGCGUCUGAGAAUGGUGGGAGUGUUGGCUUGUCCUCUAUUCUAGAGGCUGACGUCAAGAGUAUUGUCUCCAUGGCUCGUGACACCUAUGAAAAGGAUGGCCCGUUAGUAGUGAUUGCAUGUGGGAGAGAUACAGUUUCUAUUGCUAGCUCCAUAAGGCGUCUGGCUUCUGAAAACGUCUUCGUUGUUCAGAUACAACAUCCUAGAUCACACUUAAAUAGGUUUGACAUGGUGAUCACACCUCGUCACGACUACUAUCCUCUAAGCCUCGAAGCGCAAGAGCAAGUUCCUAGAUUUAUGCGUGGUUGGAUUACUCCACGUGAACCACCUCAGGAUCAUGUUGUCUUGACUACUGGAGCUCUCCACGGGAUCGAUUACGCCACACUCCGUAAAUCAGCUAGUGCCUGGCAUGAUGAGUUUGCUGCUCUUCCAAAGCCCUUAGUUGUGGUUAACGUUGGCUGGCCUAGACGUAACUGCCGUUAUGGCGCAAACCUCGCAAAGCAGUUAACAGACGCCCUUCUCAGUGUCCUUGAUAGCUGUGGAAGUGUCAGAAUCGCCCUCUCGUACAGAACCCCUGAAAAGGUUUCAAGAGUAAUUUUCAAAGAGCUAGGAGAUAACCCAAAAGUCUUCAUUUGGAAUGGCCAAGAACCAAAUCCUUACAUGGGACAUUUAGCUUGGGGUGAUGCAUUUGUAGUGACAGCAGAUUCUGUCAGUCUCAUAAGUGAAGCCUGCAGCACCGGGAAACCAGUGUAUGUUAUAGGAGCCGAUCACUGUAAAUGGAAGAUUGCAGAUUUCCACAAGUCUUUGAGGGAACGAGGAGUCGUUCGCCCAUUUACAGGUUUCGAAGACAUGUCGGAAAGUUGGAGUUAUCCGCCAUUGAAUGACACAGCAGAAGCAGCAAUGAGAGUACGGAGUGCAUUAGCUGCACGUGGAUGGAGUCUACGCUCUUGAAAACUAUCAUACGUUUUUUUGUUUAUACAAUUUAUUUCUGGAAUCACAGUUCUCGAAAGUUGUAGAGAAAGAGAAGCCUAAGACAAUCGGAUGUGCAGAAAGAAAGAAAGAAAAGGUGACGGUACCAUUUUGAAGGGUUUAUUUACGUUUCUUGUGCCCUAAAUUUUUUGCUCAUAUUACCACACAGUGAAUCUCUAUACCUCUUCUCAACUGGAGUGGUGGCUCUUUGUGAAAUAAAGAGAGUGGGAAGUUCUUUUUCCCCUUUGUAUUGA
This is a messenger RNA of Brassica oleracea var. oleracea, 1669 nucleotides long. Its product is annotated as mitochondrial fission protein ELM1. The record is from RefSeq and is a predicted model, not a curated record. Gene Ontology annotation, cellular component: mitochondrial outer membrane. Gene Ontology annotation, biological process: mitochondrial fission. NCBI's taxonomy places the organism in Eukaryota, Viridiplantae, Streptophyta, Magnoliopsida, Brassicales, Brassicaceae. The coding region runs from base 123 to 1397 and encodes 424 amino acids. The transcript has 10 exons.